CUCGACUGGCGUCGAGAGCUGUAGAGCUAACACCCUGACUACAUCUCUGAGUCUAGCCUUCCUGUGAGAGAUUGUGCGUGCAUCCAACCCGGAAGUCUCGCUUCGCGCACCUCUACCGCAUUGACAAAAGAGGUCAGCAGAGGCCAUGCGGGCUUGCAGGGCCCGCGUCAUGUCACUCCUAACAUGCUGCACCUUGCGCUCUGUGACCUCCUCAAGCUGUGUACCCGAGAGUGAUCGCUUCAUGUGCCGUAGUGCCCUCAUGUGAUCGGCCCUGGGGAAGCCAGCCACCUCCGUAGCCGAGGACGCAGGUCAACACGGGGGCCCAUACAUAACAAGAGAAGAUUUGUGUCUUCCCCUCAUUCCAUCCCCAGCUUCUUCCAAGGCCAGACCAUCCUCCUCCCCCUCUUUCGAACCCUCGCCGUGCCCACCAUACAAAAAUGGUUGCAGGCACAGACUUCGUUGCCUACGACGGCCCCGCCGUAGGCUCCACGAAGUUCUUCUCAAAGGCCAACUCCAAGCCUGUCUUCUACGCGGCUAUUGCAGUCUUCGGCGCUAUUCUCUACGGUUAUGACGGAACAUACUUCACAUCUAUCCUGGCCAUGGACCAGUUUUUGCGUGACUACGGAACUCUUCAACCCAAUGGUACCUACCUCGUCGAUUCAUCCCGACAGGGUAUCCUCGCCUCAGCUGUGCAGAUCGGAGAGUUCUUUGGCUCCCUCACUGCAUCGUUUAUCGGAGACCGCUACGGCCGCAAGGGAGGUUUCCUGGGUGCCUGCGCCUACGUCACCGUCGGUGUCAUCAUCCAAAUCAUUCCCAAGGGAAGCGUCGCUGCCCUCGGUACUGGACGUGCCAUCCUCGGAAUGGGUGUGGGAGUCGUCAGUAACGCUACGCCACUCUACCUUUCCGAAGUCGCACCGACUGCUAUUCGAGGUGUGGUCGUCUCAAGCUGGCAACUGAUGCUCGCCAUCGGUCAAGUCAUUGGUGCCUGUGUCGGACAGGGAACCAAGGACAUUACCAACAGUGCCGCGUACCGAAUCCCUAUCGGACUCAACCUGGUCAUCGUCCUCAUCAUCUGCCUCGGAAUGCUCAUCCUUCCCGAGUCCCCACGAUGGCUCCUCACCAAGGGACGCGAGGAGCAGGCCAUGGCAUCGCUCAGGAAGAUCAACUCAUCGCAAGAGGACCCAGAGCUCGUCGCCUCAACCGAAUUUAAGGCCUUUGCCCAAGCCCGCCAAGAUGAGCUCGCAGCCCAGGGCGAUGGCGGCUGGGCUUCUAUGGUCAAGGACUCCGUGGAGAGAAGGAAGUUCAUCUGCGUUCUUGGAGUCCUGAUCUGCCAGCAGAUCGGCGGUGUUCAGUUCAUAUUUAGCUACACCACAAAUUUCUUUUUAGCUAUUGGUAUAGACGACGCCUUCCUGGUAACCAUCAUUGUCGACGUUAUUGAAGUCUUCGGCGUACUAUGCUCUUUCCUGGUUAUCCCACGCUUCGGCAGACGUCCGCUGCUGAUCUAUACGUCAAUCCCGAUGGUCAUCUCUCUCUUCGUCUGCGGUAUCCUCGGUUGCAUCGAUAACCGCAACACAAACGAGAAUCGCUGCAUUGCUGCGAUGAUCUGCAUCUACGUAUUCUUCUUCAACGUAGCCUGGGGACCUCUGGCUUGGACCAUGGCCUCUGAGCUCGCCACCGGCCAGAACCGUCAGAAACUCAUGAGUCUGGGAACCGCAUGCUUCUGGGUAAUCGCUUGGGCAGUCACUUUUACACUACCCUACCUGUUCAAUGAUGAACCAGGCAGUGCUGGUCUUGGACCGAAGAUUGGCUUUAUCUACGGUCCAGGAGCGCUCAUUGCCCUCCUCUUCGUCUACUUUUACCUUCCCGAGACCAAAGGUCGAAGUCUCGAGGAGAUCAACGAGAUGCUCGUCUCCCGUGUGCCCACUAGGAAGUGGCAGAGCUACACUACCUCCAUUGAGAAGACGCACGCGGCUAGAGUCGAUGCUGCUGCUGGUGUUGGUGGUGCAGGUCAAGCUCGACCUACCAGUGCGUCGGAUGUGGAUGAGGAGGCGGAUAUGAAGACGGAGGGAGAGGUCAAGAAGGGUGGGGAGCUCAGUGGAGCAAAGGAGACGAUGAAUGCUACGCAUGAUGCUUAGAUGUCGGUUUUUGUUGUCAUUCACGAAGGGGCGACCGGGCGGGCAUUGGAGAGAAGCGAGCGAGGCGAGCGAAUCUCCAAUGCCCCCCCGGUCGCGCGUGCCGCGUAUCGUGUCUUAUUUACCAGUACAUAGAAUGAAGCACUGUGCUCUUGCCGAGAGCACUUGACUUGUCUC
Molecule: messenger RNA, 2309 nt
Organism: Microstroma glucosiphilum
Lineage: Eukaryota; Fungi; Basidiomycota; Exobasidiomycetes; Microstromatales; Microstromataceae
Product: general substrate transporter
Exons: 3
Coding region: 438-2135 (565 amino acids)
Biological process (GO): transmembrane transport; carbohydrate transport
Cellular component (GO): membrane
Molecular function (GO): carbohydrate:proton symporter activity
Source: RefSeq, a predicted model, not a curated record